AAAGGAAAUAGUCAAAACAGAUUCCAGUUUGAAUUCAAUUAGGAUUUUGUUUAUCAAAUAUAUCACGGUCAAGUCCUCUCCUGGUGGCCCAAAGGUUUUGAAAUCUUAUAGAAGAGGGUCUUCUUUCUGGUUUGCCGACUUCUCAAUUUGUACUGAUGUUUGCAUCCUUUCCAAGCAUCAUUGCUCUUAUAUAUGUAAAUACAUGUGAACAACGGCACAUACACAAAGCAACAUGCUAGUGCAAGCUUAUAACCUAAUGGCUCAUGCCUUCCUUCUCUUCUUCUUAUUCUCUUGCAUUAUAUCUACAAAUAUUCAUGCCUGCAAAAAAACUGAACACAGCUCCCUCCUGUCCCUUGCCUCCACUCUAUCUUCUCCUCCUUUAAAUUGGACAUCCCUUGAUUGCUGUCGUUGGAGGGGCAUCACUUGUGAUCAAGAUGGUUGGGUCACCCAUUUGCUCUUGCCUUCCAAAGGGCUCAAAGGAGGUAUCUCUCCCUCUUCACUUAGAAAUCUCACACAUCUCACCCACUUGAACCUUUCCCACAAUUCACUAUAUGGUUCACUUGAAACUCAGUUCUUCUUGUCUUUGAAUCGACUUGAGAUCCUUGAUUUGAGCUAUAACCGUCUUUCUGGAGAGCUACCACUUUCUCUACCAUCCAGCAGUAUCCAGACAGUUGAUUUGUCCAGCAAUCACUUCUUUGGUGCAAUUCCAUCUUCAUUCUUCCAACAAGCAAGCAACUUAACUAGUUUCAAUGUCAGCAACAAUAGCUUCACAGGGUAUGUCCCAUCUUCUAUUUGUCUUCAACAUUCUUCUCCCUUCCUUAGGCUAUUGGAUUUUUCUUCCAAUGUAUUCAGUGGCAACCUCGCUCCUGGGCUAGGAAAGUGUUCCAAAUUGCAGGUUUUUCGUGCCGGUCAUAAUAACCUCUCGGGAUUAUUUCCAGAAGAUAUCUAUAAUGCCACCAAACUUGAAGAAAUUGCAUUACCUCUCAAUUCACUACAUGGAGCCAUUAGUGAUAGAAUUGCCAACCUCACUAACCUUGCAAUCCUUGACCUCUACUUUAAUCAAUUGAAUGGCGAGCUUCCUCACAAUUUGGGGAAGCUCUCCAAGUUGAAAUUGGUGACCCUUGAUUUCAACAAUUUAGAAGGUUCUUUGCCCCAGUCUUUGAUAAAUUGCACAAACCUUGUAGAACUGCAUUUGUUAAACAACAACUUGGAAGGAGAUAUCUCCAUGCUUGAUUUCUCCAGACUGAGUCAACUUACUAAACUUGACCUCAGGUGGAAUAACUUCACUGGUACGGUUCCUGUAAGCCUUUACUCAUGUCGGUCGUUAAAAGCCAUUGGAUUGAGUAGAAAUCAUCUAGAGGGACAAAUACAAGCUGAAAUUAUUUCAUUGAAAUCCUUGUCCUUCCUCUGCCUUGGUCACAACCGAUUCACCAACCUCACAGGGGCAAUGAAGAUAUUAAUGAGUUGCAAAAGUCUUCACGUACUCAUGCUUGAUGGUGCCUUUAAAGGUGAGGGAAUGCCAUCUGAUGAUGACAUGGUUGAUUUUGAUGGAUUCCAAAAUCUUCGGUUAUUGAGUUUGUUUAAUUCUGACCUCACUGGUCAAAUGCCUGUAUGGUUAUCAAAGCUCAAGAAUCUAGAGAUCUUGCGACUGGAUUUUAAUCAAAUCACAGGGCCAAUUCCAAGUUGGUUGGGGACUCUGCCUAGACUGUUUCAUAUCUACUUGUCAGAGAACCAAUUUUCAGGUGAAUUUCCAAAGCAACUUUGUAGACUACCAAGGUUGGUAUAUAAACCUAAUAUUUCAUCUCAAUUAGACGACACUGGUUAUGAAUUUGAAUUGCCUAUCUUCAGCAGCAGCAACUUCGGCAUAUACACAAAGCAAACUGUUCUACAACAAAAAAUGUCUUCUGUUCCAGCAAUGAUACGCUUAUCUAACAAUAACAUUAGUGGUUAUAUACCUGCUGAGAUCGGCCAAUUACAUCUUCUCCGCUUGCUUUUUCUUGACUCCAACACCUUCUCUGGCGUCAUUCCAGACCAAAUAUCUAACCUAAAAAAUUUAGAGAUUUUAGACCUCUCCAUGAAUCACUUGUCUGGAAUAAUCCCAUCAUCAUUGGCGAGCCUUAAUUUCUUAAAAGAAUUUAAUGUCUCAUAUAAUAACCUCGAAGGAUCGAUACCAACAGGCACCCAGCUCCAAAGCUUCGAAGCUUCUGCGUUUGAGGGGAACCCAAAACUUUGUGGUGCCCCACUUCCAAAUAACUGCGGACCAAAUAAGGACAUGGAUGUAGAUAACAAGAACAAUAAAGACGUGGAAAAUGUGAUUCCAUGGUUUUAUGUCUUUGCAGCAUCGGGAUUCAUAGUAGGAUUUUGGGGAGUUUGUGGUUCUUUAGUUAUUAACAAGACAUGGAGAUAUACGUAUUUUCGAUUCAUAGACAAUCUACAAGAUAUGCUCCUCUAUUUGAUGAUAACAGUCCCCCUCAACAUGAUGAAAAGAGGGGUUAGAGGCUAG
Prunus avium (sweet cherry) is the source of this 2503-nucleotide messenger RNA. The record is from RefSeq and is a predicted model, not a curated record. NCBI's taxonomy places the organism in Eukaryota, Viridiplantae, Streptophyta, Magnoliopsida, Rosales, Rosaceae.